Sapajus apella (tufted capuchin) is the source of this 2544-nucleotide messenger RNA. It is a transcript of the gene SLC2A6, whose product is annotated as solute carrier family 2 member 6. The transcript is spliced from 10 exons. Gene Ontology annotation, molecular function: transmembrane transporter activity. Lineage: Eukaryota; Metazoa; Chordata; Mammalia; Primates; Cebidae. The coding region runs from base 99 to 1622 and encodes 507 amino acids. The record is from RefSeq and is a predicted model, not a curated record. Gene Ontology annotation, cellular component: membrane. Gene Ontology annotation, biological process: transmembrane transport.
GGCCAAGGGGCGGAGCCUGGCCGGUGUCCCGGGGCUGCGGACCCCGUGCGGCUGCUGCUGUCUGGGCGCCCUCCGCUCGCCCCGAGACACACCCGGCCAUGCAGGAGCCGCUGCUGGGAGCCGAGGGUCCGGACUACGACACCUUCCCCGAGAGGCCGCCACCGUCGCCGGGGGACAGGGCGCGAGUCGGGGCCCUGCAGAACAAAAGGGUAUUCCUGGCCACCUUCGCGGCCGUGCUCGGCAACUUCAGCUUUGGGUAUGCCCUGGUCUACACUUCCCCGGUCAUCCCAGCCCUGGAGCACUCCCUGGAUCCUGACCUGCAUCUGACCAAAUCCCAGGCAUCCUGGUUCGGGUCCGUGUUCACCCUGGGAGCAGCAGCAGGGGGCCUGAGUGCCAUGAUCCUCAAUGACCUCCUGGGCCGGAAGCUGAGCAUCAUGUUCUCGGCGGUGCCAUCGGCGGCCGGCUACGCGCUCAUGGCAGGUGCCCACGGCCUCUGGAUGCUGCUGCUCGGAAGGACGCUGACGGGCUUUGCCGGGGGGCUCACAGCUGCCUGCAUCCCGGUGUACGUGUCUGAGAUUGCUCCCCCAGGUGUCCGUGGGGCUCUGGGGGCCACACCCCAGCUCAUGGCAGUGUUCGGAUCCCUGUCCCUCUACACCCUUGGCCUCCUGCUGCCGUGGCGCUGGCUGGCUGUGGCCGGGGAGGCGCCUGUGCUCGUCAUGAUCCUGCUGCUCAGCUUCAUGCCCAACUCGCCGCGCUUCCUGCUCUCUCGGGGCAGGGACGAGGAGGCCCUGCAGGCGCUGGCCUGGCUGCGCGGGGUAGAUGCUGACGUCCACUGGGAGUUCGAGCAGAUCCAGGACAACGUCAGGAGACAGAGCAGCCGAGUGUCAUGGGCUGAGGCACGGGCCCCCCACAUGUGCCGGCCCAUCGCCGUGGCCUUGCUGAUGCGCUUCCUGCAGCAGCUGACCGGCAUCACACCCAUCCUGGUCUACCUGCAGUCCAUCUUCGACAGUACUGCUGUCCUGCUGCCCCCUAAGGAUGACGCAGCCAUUGUUGGAGCCGUGCGGCUCCUGUCUGUGCUGAUCGCUGCCCUCACCAUGGACCUCGCUGGCCGUAAGGUGCUGCUGUUUGUCUCAGCGGCCAUCAUGUUUGCUGCCAACCUGACUCUGGGGUUGUACAUCCACUUUGGCCCCAGGCCUGUGAGCCCCAACAGCACAGCGGGCCUGGAAAGCGUGUCCUGGGGGGACUUGGCGCAGCCCCUGGCAGCACCCACCAGUUACCUCACUCUGGUACCCCUGCUGGCCACCAUGCUCUUCAUCAUGGGCUAUGCCAUGGGCUGGGGCCCCAUCACCUGGCUGCUCAUGUCUGAGGUCCUGCCCCUACGAGCCCGUGGCGUGGCCUCAGGGCUCUGCGUGCUGGCCAGCUGGCUCACCGCCUUCGUCCUCACCAAGUCCUUCCUGCCAGUGGUGGGCGCCUUCGGCCUGCAGGUGCCUUUCUUCUUCUUCGCGGCCAUCUGCUUGGUGAGCCUGGUGUUCACAGGCUGCUGUGUGCCCGAGACCAAGGGACGGUCCCUGGAGCAGAUCGAGUCCUUCUUCCGCACGGGGAGAAGGUCCUUCCUGCGCUAGGCCAGGGUCCCCGCCUGGAGGGGGCCAAACCCCCAGUGGCUGGGCCUCUGUGUUGGCUGCAAACCUGCACCCUGGGACCAAGAGACGGCAGUCAGCCCUGCCACCAGCUAGGGCACAGGAAGAGAGCGUGAUGGGGCCUCAGCAACGUGUGUCCCCGGCUCCGGAGAGGUCGCAUCGCUGUCCAGCUGCAGCCCCAGCUCAGGCAGCCCAAAGUGCUGCACGGACACCAGCCAAGACCCGCCAGAGGAGGAGGCGGCCAUGGGCUGCAGGAGAGCACACAACCCACCGGGCGAUCUCAGGCCUAGUCCCUGACCCUUGUGUGAAGGACACCCCCCACAGAAGACUUCGGGGAGGAUCGAGAAGACAGAGCUGGAGGCAGCCAAGUAAUGUAAUCAUAUCUUUGCGCUCUGAUCCGGCGGCAUCUGGCUGCGUGAGGAAGACCUGGCCUUGCCCCCGCAAGCCUGCUGGGCACCACAGGGAACAUCCCAGACUUCAAAAGCCAGGGCAGCCCGGGCUGCAGAGGCUCCCGCCUGUAAUCCCAGCACUUUGGGAGGCCAAAGCAGGCAGAUCACCUGAGCCAGGAGUUCGAGACCAGCCUGGCCAACAUGGCAAAAGCCCGUCUCUACCAAAAAAUACAAAAAAAUUAGCCAGGUGUGGUGGCACACACCUGUAGUCCCAGCUACUCAGGAGGUGGAGACAGAAUUGCUUGAACCCAGGAGGUGGAGGCUGCAGUGAGCUAAUAUCACGCCAUUGCAUCCCAGCCUGGGAAACAAGAGUGAAACUCUACCCCAACCCCCAAAAAAGCCAAGGCAAACAACCCGGCCUGGCCACUUUCUCCCGCCCCAGCCCAACCUCUGGGAAUAGGCAGUUCCCAGCUGCAAACUGUGUUCACCCUUUUAACAAAAUAAAGGAACUGGGCCUG